Haliotis rufescens (red abalone) is the source of this 3499-nucleotide messenger RNA. RefSeq lists its product as uncharacterized. The record is from RefSeq and is a predicted model, not a curated record. The transcript has 10 exons. NCBI's taxonomy places the organism in Eukaryota, Metazoa, Mollusca, Gastropoda, Lepetellida, Haliotidae. Gene Ontology annotation, cellular component: membrane. Gene Ontology annotation, biological process: sodium ion transmembrane transport. Gene Ontology annotation, molecular function: ligand-gated sodium channel activity. Bases 231 to 3035 code for a protein of 934 amino acids.
AACAGUCGCCCACUCACAGAAAACUCAUAACUGAUAUUUCCACCAAUAUUAAUUAAGACUCUACACAUAUUGACUAUAUACACUGUUCAGUCAAUUUUAUUGAUACUCAGGCGGUUAAAUACGACAUCUAUCUGACCUGUUAAACCAGCCUGACUCAAAGCGUGUGAGCGGUCGAUGUAUCAGCGGUGCUUCUGUACGAGGACUGUUGAAGCGAAAUUGUAACGAGCAACAUGGCUGGUAGUAUGGCAAACGUGAAAAACGGUAAGGAGUUAGACCCGGGUUUGGUCAUUAAGAACAGACUCUACGAUGAGAAAACGGACAUUGAGCCUAUUCGUCCAAGGAAUUCGCUGGUCGAAUGUUGUUGCAACGGGAAUUGGGUCGAAUUCACUCAAAAUACCACGCUCCAUGGACUCAAGUAUAUCUGGUUGCCAGGUGCUUUUCCAACAAGACGAAUGUUAUGGCUGGUUCUAACGGUAGCGUGUGUGGCCAUCAUGAGUUUCCAAAUUAUCGACCGCAUCAUCUACUACUACGACUACCCCGUCACCGUGAACGUCCAGGUCAACUACAACAAGACGCUCUUCUUCCCCACUAUCACCAUCUGCAACCAGAACGCUUUCCGCGCCAGCAAGGCCGCCCAGCUGAAGCAUUACCAGCUUCUGACUGACCUCUACACGGGAAGGAAGACGAGUUCUGACUGUGACUACGGCGUCAGGAACUUCAGUCAUCUGACUUUGAGGGAACUCUUCAAAAACACAACACAUACGAAGGAGGACCUCAUUGUCAGCUGCACGUGGAGGGGAGUAGCGUGUGGGUCUGAGAACUUCACCGAGGUGGUGACCGACCACGGCGUUUGCUACACCUUCAACAUCCCCGACGAGGGUACCAGGGACGUGCUUCGUGUCUUUUCACCAGGAGCAGAGAAUGGCUUGUCCCUGACGCUGAAUGUGGAGCAAUACGAGUACAUGCCGGGGCCCCACGACGCCGCAGGGGUGAAGAUCCUCAUCCAUGACCACAAACAGUUCCCCAAGGUGCAGGAGCUCGGCAUCGCCCUACCCACGGGGACGCAUUCAUUUGUCGGCAUGCAGCUCAUCUCGGUUGUAAAUCUCCCUCGACCCUACGGGGAGUGUAGCUCACCUGAUCUCUCCUUCUUCCCUCAAUAUUCACUGGAGAACUGUGAUGUGGAGUGUUUCACGAAAAGGAUGGAUGCAAUCUGUGGCUGCAGACUCUUCUAUAUGCCGAAGGGAGAAGAUAGCCCCGAGUACUGCACGCUGCAGGAACACCAUGACUGUUACCAGAAGAAAAUUGAUUAUAUACGUGAGUCUGUGAGAGACACGUGUUCUUGCCCUGUCCCCUGCUCUUUCCACAUCUUCGACCCCACCGUCUCCUACGCCACCACAUCGACCUUCGUGAUAGACCGUUUCCUCAGCAACUCCAACCGCUCCGCCCUCAAAAUGAAGUACAAGAACGCGAGAGACAUCACCCAUCGCCUACAAAGCAACAGGGCCAACCUUCUUAAAUCUCUCACAGAAAACCUGGACCGGAAGUUCCGUACGUUGAACCACGUCAUUCUUGACGAGUUGGAAGUGAGUAUUGAAGAGCAGGAGAAACACCUUGUGAAUGUUUCCAAUAAUUAUCUCUGGAACUGGAACAAGACGAACAUAUAUUUUCAAUACCAGAACUACAUUCUCCAGAAGAACCUUGUACGUGCCCGAGACGCCAUGAACGAGAGGACGUUCUCUGUAUUAGGCCAUGGGGUUCAGGAGUUCACCUUCAGCGUGGAAAGACAAAUUGCCCAACUGGUUGACCCACAGAUUGACGACCCUGCUGUCCGAGAGGUCCUCUUCCUCAUGGUCAAGAACCAGUUGAAUGCAAGACUGGAUAUAGGAAAGAGAACCUUGCAGAACUACACACAACUAAUAAAAGGCUUCCUCAAUACGUCAUCAAUUUUUAAUUAUAAAUACCAAAAUUUUAGUAGGAAGAACAGCAAUUUCAUUCUUCCUCGGGAACUUUUGCUGCAAGCGUUUACACGCAGUAAUCAUGUUCGUGUGAGGUCUCUUAGAGUCGAAAGGGAUAUAAUUACCAUGGCAACAUGGAUGAAAGAGUACGGUAGAAUAGCAGAGGAAGCAUUUUAUAAUAAAACGGUAAAUGACACAGAAUUGUACAUAGCAAAUGUGAAAUUUUUACGUGCGUCCAGAGAAUUUUUACAAAGUAAAAGCAUGUUUUUUAACGAUUUCAUCCAGUGGCCAGUGACCCAGCUGGAUUUAAGAGAACAACAAUUCCUUCAAAUGCGAAGUGACUUUAUCCACAUGCGGGAUACAAUGUUGGGGUAUUUCUCCAGCGUUUCCGAACUAAUCCAUGGCAUCGAGAGUUCUUUGAUGGCUGACAUGGAAGUCGGAAUACAGAUGUGCAAGGAAUACUUAACCCAUGGGAACGUAAGCAAAGUGCAUGUAGCAGAGCUCUUUACGUCUGAGAAAAUCCAAAAUGGUGUCAAUAACUUGAAAGUCUUUUUUGACACUGUGAGGAAUCGUGGUCAGAAUAUCUUCGACGGCUGGGAUCAGAUAUCGAUGGCCACACAGCAGAUGUGGAACUUCACGCUAAGCCAGGUUAACCUGAUGCGGUACUGGAAGUAUAAGAAGAUCGGACGGUAUCUCAGGAAUUACACCCAGGUGGCUGCAGAGAUCGCGCAGGAGUUUGCAGAUCACCGGGACAUGAUUGACGUCCGGUGUCGGUUCCUGAACAAGGACGAGGAGUUCCUGCAGAGUCUCGGGAGUCUCGUGGAGCACAUGGAAAUGUUCCAUGCCAGCAGUCACGUGGACUCAGCAUUUGUCAGGGAUAACUUCCUAAAGGUCAAUGUCUUCUACCGAGAACUCAGCUAUGAGAAGAUAACUCAACAAGUUGCCUACGACAUUUUUGCCUUACUAUGUGAUGUCGGCGGAUCCAUGGGACUGUUUAUCGGCGCCAGUGUGAUGACAAUCUUCGAGAUUCUGGAUCUUCUUGUGUAUCAUUCGGUGACUGGCACAGAGAUGAAGCAGUAACGCGCGACCCCCUCCGCCCUUCCCCCGCAUCCAAGUACGAUACUGACUUAUCUGAUUGAGAUUUUGAAACCCCUGAUUCAGAGUGCCCGUGUGAGAUGGAGAAUAGGCAAUCAUUCCCAAACCGUGUUGGUUGUUUAAUGUUACCAAUAUCCAAUAUAUAUUACGGCGUCAUGCAAGUACUCGAGUCUGGACAAGUGAUUGCUGUUUUAAGCAACGUCCCGCGUCGUUGGAUUACCUUAAGAAACAACCUACCAACUCACCGAGCCUAAUCACCCAAUCCACCUCUUACGACAAUUAAAAUAGUUGGCUUGUCUCGACAGAGUUGGCCAGUCUGGUGCAGCAUUUCAAGAAAUGUCUACAUUGAGUGAUGUCCCUAAUACAUUCGUGAAACAACUCCUUCCGACAAAAAAAACAAAGUGAACUUAACUGAUUGUUUGCGAUAUAAAUAAAAGCGACAAAAUAGA